CCGACGUGUUUCGGGCGACGCUUCCGCUGAGCUUUCCGAUGCUGCUGGAUGCCGGCACGCCGUCGAGCGUCUUCGACGGUCCGACAAUACAGCCGAACAAGACCAGCUAUGACCACGUGUGCCACAUGCCGAAGGGCGUCUUCGAUGGCGACAGCGAGUGUGUCUACGCCAUCCGGCAGACGGCCACUGGUGGCGCCGAGCUCGCCUUGUACGCGGGUCCCGAGGAACUGGCCGCGCGCAUGCGCAGCUCGUACUACAGCAAGAUCGGGGACACGACGGUCGCCGUGUACGACAUGUACCUGGACGACUUCGGCGGGAACUGCAUGUCCACCGGAGGGGCGACAACGAAGCUCUCUCCCCUGGUGGCUGCUAUCGCCGAGACGGGACUGUGACCUUGGCCUCCGCGAUCAACUGUUUGCCUGAGCUAAUCUCGGAGGCCAUGCUGUGACCGCGAAUUCGGCUCAAUGUGGCGCUGACGCUGCUUAGUCGCCUGAUACAAGGGUGGCGCCGCUCCUGACUUUAGUUUCGUGCCCAUGUUUAAACUAUUGCCGCCGUAUCAUGCACUGAGAUUAUUGUUAUUUAUACAUACUGAACUCGAUUUCUAUGUAUACUGUUCGCUACAAAGAAAACAUGUUUUAGAUCAUCAUU
This is a messenger RNA of Rhipicephalus microplus (southern cattle tick), 648 nucleotides long. RefSeq lists its product as uncharacterized. The record is from RefSeq and is a predicted model, not a curated record. Lineage: Eukaryota; Metazoa; Arthropoda; Arachnida; Ixodida; Ixodidae.